Molecule: messenger RNA, 546 nt
Organism: Anisakis simplex (herring worm)
Lineage: Eukaryota; Metazoa; Nematoda; Chromadorea; Rhabditida; Anisakidae
Source: the annotation of a GenBank genome assembly
AUGGAUAGAUUAACAUGUGAAUCAAACAAUGCCGUUAAUCUCAUUGCAAGGACCAGCCCACUAACAAUGGCUGCCGGAAUCCCGUCGCAGUGUUCGGACGUCGAAGUAACACGUCUAUUUGAAGACACAAUACUUGUGUCCACCUGUGAAAGUAACAUUACAACCGACUCACAAUCUUCGUCAUCCGAGUCGGCUAUUACCGAAUUCGCAUUCAAGGCCAUUCUGUUACCUGAUUUAGAAAGGAAACGUAUCAACCAAGCGCUUUUUCUGCCGCAUUCGGAAAUGCAACAAGCCAUCACUGACGUCGACUCAGAUUUACCAACGGACGGCACCUUUGAUAGCUUAAGAAACGAACGUGAGAAAAUACUACGGGUGAUAGAAAAAAGAGCUACAAAAACUGUGGAAGAAACAUAUGCCAUUCUUGAUACCGCCAGCAGCUGUUAUGUAAUCAUCACAAUCGCUAUCGGAGUAGCCUUGCUAACAACCGCAAGGCUUCUGCUCUACACGAGACUCACCGGAUGUAUCGGAUCAAGUGGGAACAUCUGA